This is a messenger RNA of Gadus morhua (Atlantic cod), 3766 nucleotides long. Its product is annotated as N-chimaerin. Gene Ontology annotation, biological process: signal transduction; regulation of small GTPase mediated signal transduction; positive regulation of GTPase activity. Lineage: Eukaryota; Metazoa; Chordata; Actinopteri; Gadiformes; Gadidae. The record is from RefSeq and is a predicted model, not a curated record. The transcript is spliced from 14 exons. The coding region runs from base 449 to 1678 and encodes 409 amino acids. Gene Ontology annotation, molecular function: GTPase activator activity.
GUUUCAGACCACUAUCUUUUUGUUUAGAUAUGUUGGCAAAUUAAAGUCAAUACUGUGCUAGUUAGGUUGAGGUAGGAUGUGUGUGUGUGUGACACACAGACGUCACACAAUCUGUGUGUGUGUGUGUGUGUGUGUGUGUGUGUGUGUGUGUGUGUGUGUGUGUGUGUGUGUGUGUGUGUGUGAGUUUCAACCUUUGCCCAGAAGGGUUGGAUAUUCGGAAGACACAAUGAAGUUGGAAGACAAGCCAGUCUGGGCAGGAAGUGCUGUAUUAGUGUAACUGUGCCGUACAUCCAGCCCUCUUUACUCAGGAGAUCAUGAUGAAUACAGACCACCAGUCUGGAAGUCCUACUUGUACCAGCUCCAGCAGGAGGCGCCACACCCACGAAGACUCACGUGCACCUGUGAGGUGGACAACCGGCCUAAAUAUUACGGAAGAGAGUACCACGGUAUGAUCUCCCGGGAGGAUGCUGACCAGCUACUGAACCAGGCCGAGGGCAGCUACCUCAUCAGAGAGAGCCAGAGACAGCCCGGCACCUACACACUGGCCCUACGCUUCAGGAACCAGACCAAAAACUUCCGUCUGUACCACGAUGGGAAGCACUUUGUCGCCGAGAAGAGGUUCGAGUCCAUCCAUGACUUGGUCACCGACGGCCUGAUCACGCUCUACAUCGAGACAAAGGCGGCGGAGUACAUCGCCAAGAUGACCAUCAACCCCAUCUACGAGCACGUGGGCUACACCACCCUCAGCUUGGAGCCCACGCUCAAGAAGCACCUGCCGCUGCGCAGCGCCCCCGACCAGCCCGACGGCCUCACCCCCACCAGGGACCGUGGCCACGCCGAGGAGAGGAUUACGUCGCUGGUGCGGCGCUCCACCCUGAGGGAGAGUGACUUCGUGGCUCCGAAAUACGAGAAGGUCCAUAAUUUCAAGGUCCACACGUUCAGGGGUCCUCACUGGUGUGAGUACUGCGCCAAUUUCAUGUGGGGUCUCAUCGCUCAGGGAGUCAAGUGUGCAGACUGUGGUCUGAACGUCCACAAGCAGUGCUCCAAGGUGGUGCCCAACGACUGCCAGCCGGACCUGCGGCACGUGAAGAAGGUGUACAGCUGUGACCUCACCACUCUGGUGAAGGCACACAACGCCAAGAGGCCCAUGGUGGUGGACAUGUGCAUCCAAGAGCUGGAGGCCCGAGGCCUGCAGUCCGAGGGUCUGUACAGAAUAUCAGGCUUCAGCGAGCUCAUCGAAGACGUCAAGCUGGCCUUCGACAGAGACGGUGAUAAGGCGGACAUCUCCACCAACGUGUAUGAGGACAUCAACAUCAUCACGGGGGCACUGAAGCUGUACUUCAGAGAGCUGCCCAUCCCCCUCAUCACCUACGACGCCUACCCACACUUCAUGGAGGCCGCAAAGAUCCCAGAUGCAGACAAGCGGUUGGAGGCGCUCCAUGAGGCGCUAAAGUUGCUGCCCCCCGCCCACUGUGAGACCCUCAGAUACCUCAUGGGACACCUCAAGAGGGUGACCCAGUGUACGGAGAACCUGAUGACAGGGGAGAACCUGGGCAUCGUGUUCGGCCCCACGCUGAUGAGGGCCCCGGGGCUUGACGCCAUGACGGCUCUCAACGACAUCCGCUACCAGCGGCUGGUGGUGGAGGGGCUCAUCACCAACGAGGACGUCCUGUUUUGAGGGGUGUCCAGGGGUCUGAGACGUGAGAUCGCUGCCCCAUCCCAACGGAACAGGGGAUGGAAAGCAACCGUGCCAUGGUUGGAUCGGAUGACGAUCAGAACAACAUUUUAUUUAAUUUUGUUCUGGUUGUUUUCGACGCUAACUAAAAUAAGAGGUUUCAUCCAGGUUUUUUUUACCUGUUCAGUUUUGCAUUCUGGGGAAGACCAAUUUCUUUUUUAUCUCAUUUCCGUUGAUGAUUUGUUAUUUUCUUUCUGUGAUAUGUCUUGUUCUCCUGUCCUGGACCAAUCAUUGUAUUGCUUUAAUAUUUCACCUUUCAAAGGGGAAAGACUUUACAUAACACUACGUUAUAUAUUUUUUCAAAUAGUAGCCAUACACUAUUAACAAUCCACAAAGGCAUCAUUGAACUUUUACCAUAACUAGAACUACCAUCAAGCAGUACACACACACACACACACACACACACACACACACACACACACACACACACACACACACACACACACACGCAGAGAGGUUAAGGAGGACAUAUGAUGUGACUGCUUCAUAGAUGAGCUGAAUGCUAAAGAAAAGUUGUAUGAAUGAUUGAUGCAUAUUUGUUAAAUGCUCGACCAGGCUCUAUACAUUGAGACAAAAAAGGAGAUGUAAAAGCAGUAGCCAUUGUUAAUCGAGACUAUUUUGGCAUUCUAGUGACCACGGACGACGUGUACUGUGCAAGUCUAUGUCUCGGAGAUACUGCAGGGUUUUUAUUAGCAACAAAAGACCGUGGGCAGACACGCAACUAGGAACCAGAAUCAACACAUUCUGAAGCUGUACUUUAUGAAGAUUUAACUUUAAAUUGUAUGAAGGUAUGCACAUUGUAUUCACACGGUGAAGUGAAGGAGUUCCCUGUGCGCAACGUUCAACAUGCUGAGAAUCUGGAUACGUAACGUCCUCUUCUGAUCCGGUCGUUGUGUCGUCAGCGUUUAUUAGUGGAUCCCGCUAAUCUGGUCAGCGGCUCUGUCGGAUGAAAUGCAUGACAGGGUUAUAGGUGUCCUACAGAAACAAGUGAGCUCCAAGCAGUCCAUACAGUCUAAUACAUCGAAGCAAAAGGUGUAAAUUCAAAAAGUGUUUGUUAAGGCUAGCAAUUGCCUAUUUGGCAUAUAGGCCGGAAUCUGAGUCGGCUUGGUGGAUCUACUGUCUAAAACUGGUCGGAAUUGGUUAAUUAUUGUGUAUGAAGCGAAUAACUGGUUUUACACAUUAGUUUUGGGUAAGGUAUUCCGCAGAGCAAGAUACUCUUGAUGGCAAAUUAAUAUAUGAGAGGUCACAUUAGCACGAAACCCUGUAUAUACCGGUCGUUAUUGGCAUUGCGAUUGAAACAACGUACUCCCAUGGGGAGCAGUAUUAAUUAUAGAAUGAUUACAUGGUGAAAUGAAGAACAUUUAGGUUGGCUAUUGUUGCCCUGUUAAGGUUUGACUCUGUACAAUGGGCUGUGUUUACCUAGUGGCCAUCCUGGUUCUAAACACUAGCUGGGUGUGAACUUAAUGCGGCAUACUAUACUGCGCCCUGGCCCGGCAUUCAGUACCAAGAUGGCGGCGAGGUGAAUAAGGCCCAUGGCUGUGUAGAACGUACAUGACAGUGUCCGUAUACGUUGACUUGACUUGCCUCUAUCCUCCUCAAAACCCCCAUUUCUGUCGGGGGAGGGGGGCGUGGGCCAUGUCUGCUUGUUUUGUGAAGCGGUGGCUAACUCUUAGGGUUUUAGGAACCUUUCCAUUAGGUGACGUCAAAUAAUACAAUAAGUACAAAGACCACAUCAGCAGACAGUGAAUGAAGUGCGCCCGUAAUCUCAUUCUUGUGUAAAAUCACCUUUAUGUAACAAAGAGUAACAUCUGCUUUUCUAACAAGUACGCGUUGUGUUGAAGUUUGGAAUAUUGUCUUUAUUUUUGUUUUUGUUUUUCGGUUAAUUCCUGAGAUUCCUUUUUUUUUACCCAUUUAGAUUUCUUGGGAUGUUUUCUUGUGAAAUUGCUUCUUUUACUGACCUAUCUGUGAUGUAUUUUCUAUAUGAUUUGUGCAUGUUGAUAUUAAAUUAUUAAGUUUGACUUGAAUUGUGAA